UUUCCUGGGUGGAGAGGCCUGCGGAACGGGGUGGGAACUUAGCGCAACACCUGAGCCCAGGGGCUCUCCGCGGUGCUCCCACGUGCUGCCCACAGGUGCUGCUGAGGUCUAUUUGCAGAGAGGUGGCAGAAUGACAUUUUAGAAGCUACAGAGAAGUCCUAAGUGGACUGACUGAAGCCCUGGACAAGGCCAGAAUCUCUCAGGAGACACUGAAAGGCACAAUGUGGACAUCUCAGCCUUAGGAUGUGCAAAUUAGCCAGAGCUCACAGUAUGCCGUGGAGGUUGCUGACAGGAUACCAACUCUGCAGACUGUGUCUUUUCAGAAAGCCACAACCAGCUCUGAAAAUCAACUCCUCUUCAGCAUGUGUCACCUAUGGAACGGACAGCCAGUCAAAUAAAGAAAACAAGAAAACGGUGGAAAGGCUCCGUGCAUGCUCAGUUGACCUCAGGAAAAUCCGCAGGCUGAAAGGAUGGGUGCUUCUGGAGAAGGAAACCUACGUUGAAGAGAUUGCAAAUAUUUUGAAAGAACUAGGUGCCAACAAAACUGUGAUAGCCAGUAUUUUAGAACGCUGUCCGGAAGCAAUUGUCUGCAGUCCCGCUGCUGUUAACACCAAAAGGAAACUCUGGCAGAUGGUCUGCAAAAACCAGGCAGAGGUAAUCCAGUUAAUAGAGCAGUUUCCAGAGUCUUUCUUUACUGUCAAGGACCAGGAGAACCAGAAGCUAAAUGUUCAGUUCUUUCAAGAGCUGGGACUCAAGAAUGUGGUGAUUAGCAGGUUUCUGACAACGGCCUCUAGCAUUUUCCAUAAUCCUGUAGAGAACAAUAAACAAAUGAUAGGGGCUCUCCAGGAAAGCUACCUAAACUUAGGUGGCUCAGAGGCCAAUGCUAAAGUGUGGCUACUAAAAUUAUUAAGCCAAAAUCCGUUCAUCGUGUUAAAUUCUCCUACAGCUGUAGGUGAAAUACUGAAAUUUCUUCAAGGACAAGGCUUCACAGACUCCGAAGUUCUUCAGCUUCUGUCCAAACUUAAAGGAUUUCUUUUUCAACUACAGCCAGGAAGUAUCCAGAACAGUAUUUCCUUCACUAAAACUGCUUUUGAGUGUACAGAGCACGACCUCCGACAGUUAGUCAUGAAAUGCCCUGCCCUUCUGUAUUAUCCUGCUCCUGUUCUAGAAGAGAGAAUCCAGGCACUACUCAAAGAAGGUAUCUCCAUAGCUCAAGUAAGAGAGUCACCAAUGGUUCUUGAAUUGACGCCACAGAUAAUUCAAUAUAGGAUAAGAAAGCUGAAUUCUUUAGGCUACAGAAUAAAGGAUGGACAUCUAGCAAGUCUAAAUGGAACAAAAAAGGAGUUUGAGGCUAACUUUAGCAAAAUGCAAGCCAAACAAGGAAGGCCAUUAUUUAACCCUGUGGCAUCAUUAAAAGUUGAAGAGUGAGAGGGCAAAGUGACCAAUCACAAAGACUUAAGCAAUUCAGCUUAUAAGCACUAAUGAUUCUCAGGAUCUACAAAGAUUCUGGGUUGUAUUCAAGUUACCUCAUAAUUGAUGGUUUCUGACUCAUUUGCUGUAUUUUAAAAUAUAAAUUGUGAUUAAAUAAAACCAGUAACUUUGAUCUUGGAACUUUAUUCCAAAACAUCAUAUAUUAAGUGGCAGGAGUUUGACAGUUCACACGAAUCAUUCUGAAGAAACUGACAGUACACACUCUUGAGCAGAGUACAGGAACACCUCCUUUCCAUAAGCUGUUACCAAAGUAUAAUUCCUCACCAUCAGCUUGAGUCAUUAACAGUCCAACGACACACUCCUUUACAGAGAGCUAACUUUACCUUGAAUUCAAUUACAAUUUGUACUUGAAUAUAUACAUACGUGUAUAUAAGAAAGAGAACAUGUGCUUCAUUUAGCGUAGCACAAAAUGAGAAGCGAAACUGGUCUGUCUAAGGAGCAGGAGUCCAUACUGUGAUGGUGAACCUUUAGACCUGUGUCCUGGCAAUUAUCAGCAAUACAUGCACUCGCUCACUUUCUUAAAGCAGGUCUGGAAAAUGUUACAGGCUACAAGGUCCUCUCCAGUUCCCUGUCUGCUGUGAGGUGGUUAGUCACAGGCAAGUGGCCAAGAAUGAACUGUGAGAAGUCAGCCGUGGAGCUAAACAUCAGCACCACUUGCACUGCUGUGGCAUUUACAGUCGUGGCUAUAGAUGAGACUGUCACAGAGAGGCAGCUAAGAUGUAGGGAAGUGACUAAUGAAUCUGGGAAAGAGCCAUCACUGGUUGACUUAUCAAGAGUGACUGGUGGGAUAGGGAAGUGAGAAGGCAAUGUAGAGUGGGUUGAUAUGGAUGGAAGAGGAGGGCUCGGGACAGAUCAGUCAGCAAAACACGUGAGACAUGAGGACCUAAGUUAGGUUUGGGAUCCCCGCAGCAGCAAUCUUAAAUUGACUCCUUAACUACACACAGUAGAAACGUGUUUCCUAGGUCUAACUCCUCAGCUGUCACACUUCCGUAUGCCUAAGAAUAAUCCACAAAGGUAGUUAAAGAGACUGAACAAACUGAGAUGACGAAACCUGGACAUCUGAAUUUUCAGACCUUUAGUUGUUUGUGUUUGUACUUUCCUGUUGUGUCUACAUUCGUAUCAUCAAAAACAAUUGCUUACACUUCCUGAACUGCUGUGUAACCUUAACUUUUGAUAUGAUCCAAUUUACAGAUUUCCUUUAUUUCUGUUGAUCUAUAUGAAACAUUCCAUCUUUGCAGAUCAUAGUCCUUUAUUAUCAGAUUCAGGUAUUCUUUCCCAUCCCUUUAAUACAAAAAUCCCCACAUUAUUCAAUCAGGUAUUUUCAUCUGACAUUUCACUAAGUACAGUAUUCAUGUCAACAUUAUUAGAUCAGUCAUUCAAGUGGGUAACACAAAGUUAUCUUCACUGUGCCAAACCCACUCAAAAAAAAAAAAAAAAAAAAAA
Molecule: messenger RNA, 2934 nt
Organism: Arvicanthis niloticus (Nile rat)
Lineage: Eukaryota; Metazoa; Chordata; Mammalia; Rodentia; Muridae
Source: RefSeq, a predicted model, not a curated record